ACUAAACACUUCACUCCCACGUGUGAUGGAACUUCCUUUAUUCUUUCGCAAAAUUACUCUCGAAUUUGAUUGCAUUUACUCAUGGGCGGCCCGUUUGGCGAUCUAAAGACUAGGUUGGUCAACAAAAUCGGUCAACCGAUCGGUUUCGAAGUUGAUGGCGGGAGUUGUCCGCUCCGAGGCCUGCCACCUGGCAAAUCUCGGAGCGUGUCACUCUCUCGCAUGAUCAAGCUAUGUAAAGAGCGCGGAUCGGCCGAAUGGCCAAUCCGCGUACUGAUCAAUGGCCGUUUUCACGGCAUGUGCUUGCAUCCGAGUCAUAUCUUGAAGAUGACGCGGAUUGUGUUCCGAUAUAAAUUCAGAGAUGACGGUUCGAGCGUGCCGAUUGCUGAGGGAAUCGGCGAGACUUUCUUUAACCGUGUAUUUGGUUGCUGCAUUAGCUGGGGCAAGAGAACCUAUGUUGAAAUAGCCGAAGCUGAUUCAACAAGGAGAAGGCUAAUUACGAGAAGGUCUCAACGUCCGAACAUAAUCGCACCACCAGUCAUAAAUGGGAACAAUUUACCAUUAAGCAGGGUUCGAGAUCCUGAGACAAAGCCACUCGAAAAUAGGCUCCAAUUGAGGCAAGAAAGCUGGAGGAAGAAGUUCAUCCUUGCAUUUCCAUCAAGGAAUAUCAGAUUCCGAUUGCUGUGGAAUGGUGGCGGAGUGGUGGCCGGUGGGAAAAGAAGCUGCGAAAACUCGAAUUUGUCGGCUGAGAGUCGGAAGAAGAAGCUUCACCGGCUGUUUUCUAUUCGAAGAAGGGAUAAGUGUAAUCGAUCCAUCCUCUUAGUGCUGGCCUUCCUUUUGGUUGGUUCCGUGCAUUUGUUGUACAAUUAAUUAUUUUACUUGAUUAAGGGUAUGUAAUUAAACAUAAGAU
Messenger RNA from Salvia splendens (bonfire salvia), 907 nucleotides. RefSeq lists its product as uncharacterized. The transcript has 5 exons. NCBI's taxonomy places the organism in Eukaryota, Viridiplantae, Streptophyta, Magnoliopsida, Lamiales, Lamiaceae. Bases 82 to 867 code for a protein of 261 amino acids. The record is from RefSeq and is a predicted model, not a curated record.